AUGCAAUCCAUACUAAUAGCUAUCUGUCUAGGCGCUAUUCUGGUCACGGCACAGGAGCCGCCGGUAGAGCAGUCAUCCAUGCUAGUGCCACCGGUUCCUGGCCUAAUUUCAGGUGCGCAAAUCUUUCAGAUUGUAAGCUUACUCGAGAGCAACGGCAGAUCUCUGAAUAGCUUGGAGCGCAGAUCCGAUAGCAUUAGUCAGAGCCAAAAGGGCAUUGAGGUCAAGCUGCAACUUAUAGGACAGGAUGUGGUUGGCAUAUCACGUGUGGAAGAGGCACUUAAACGUCUAGACUUGGCUACGGCCAGCAAUUUCAGGUCGACUGCCAGCGAUAUUAGAAAUGUAACUGCCAGCAUUAAAGAGGCUGAGACUAGAACCGAUAGAUCCAUUGGCAAUCUGGCACGUGGUCAGCAGGAAAUCAAGGUGGUCCUGGCCAAGGUGGACGCCAAUCAAAUACGUAACGAUCGCACUCUUAAUGAGGUCGCCAGAUCGGUGCAGAACAGUAUUGCGGGUCUAGACAAUCUUCUUAAGCAAACCGUGCUCAGAGAGUUACUUGCUCUUGUACAAAGUGCCAAGAAACUGGAACAAAGCCAAAGACACAUUGAGAGUAAGGUAAUGCAGAUAGAUCAGCUGGCUGCUCUGACCAGCAUCACGGCCAAUAAAGUGAACCAACUGGACCAAGGCAUACGUGCGCUCAACAAUACUCAACAGCAGCAGCUCAAUGGCAUUGGCCAGAUCUUACACAAGGUUGGCACCACCUCUUGGCAGAUUGAUCAUAAGCUGGGCGUUCUGCUGAGCAGCCAGAAAAAUAUUGAACGCGCGUUGGAGGAUUGCAAGAAGUCACAGGCACCACACAAGAACUAUCACGCCGAGCCACAGGCACCUCACAAGAACUAUCACGCCGAGCCACAGCCACCGAAGUCACUUUACGACAGCGCUUAUGAGGAUACCUCAUAUGAGGAUACCUCAUAUUUACAUCAACUAUGGUAUGGCAAGGAUCAGUAA
Molecule: messenger RNA, 1002 nt
Organism: Drosophila busckii
Lineage: Eukaryota; Metazoa; Arthropoda; Insecta; Diptera; Drosophilidae
Exons: 1
Coding region: 1-1002 (333 amino acids)
Source: RefSeq, a predicted model, not a curated record